GAGAUCACAUCCGUUCAAAUACGAAACGCAAAGAAGAAUUCGACUCACGAUUCCCACGCCUCUGUUUUCGUUGCCGUAGCUUUAUCCGCAAAGCGAGAGGGCGAGUCCCUUCUCCCUCUUUCGCUCUUAAACGGCGUGAAAGGAAGAGAAAGAAGUCGGCAGCGAGCAGCCAUGAAAGAAAUGCAGGGCGCUGUGGUUCCGCCGACUUCCCCUCCCGCGAACCCCAUCGAGCAGCUGCAAGUCCGGUUCAAGGAACUGGAGACCGGCUUCAGGACGUGGCUCGCCAAGCAGCCUCUCCACGUGGAGGCUGCCGUCGUCACCGCCACCAGCGCCGCCCAGGGCGCUGCCAUCGGCGGCCUCCUCGGCACCCUCACCCCGGACGCCGCCUCCACUUUUCCCACUCCCCCUCCCCAGGCCGCUGGCCUCGACCCCCAGGCCUUGGCCUCCUUCAAGCAAGCCCAGGCUUUUGCAGGCGGUCCCUUGGCACAAGCUCGCAAUUUUGCAGUCAUGACAGGUGUCAAUGCUGGUAUUUCCUGUGUCAUGAGAAGACUUAGAGGAGUGGAGGAUGUCCAAAAUAG
Elaeis guineensis (African oil palm) is the source of this 578-nucleotide messenger RNA. NCBI's taxonomy places the organism in Eukaryota, Viridiplantae, Streptophyta, Magnoliopsida, Arecales, Arecaceae. The record is from RefSeq and is a predicted model, not a curated record.